Molecule: messenger RNA, 1328 nt
Organism: Vespa mandarinia (Asian giant hornet)
Lineage: Eukaryota; Metazoa; Arthropoda; Insecta; Hymenoptera; Vespidae
Source: RefSeq, a predicted model, not a curated record
UUUUUUUUUUCUCUAAUUGUUAUUACUACGAUCGAUAGAAAAGAUGCUAGAAGAUGGUGAAAAGACAUUAAGAAAAAAAAAGAGAGAAGAAGAAGAGGAACUAUCUUACCCACGCGCGCAUAUCUUUUAUCUGCGAAAGGCCAUUAUCAAUUUAGACAAGUGGGAAGUGCAGUGGCCGUAUCCGGCAGCACAAACAACAAACGAUUUUCCUUCGUUAGACAUACAUAUUAAAUAUAUGUAUGUAUGUAUGUAUGUAUGUAUAUAUAUAUGUAGGCGAUUUAUCAGCACGAAGCUUAAAAAAUCGCACCAAGUAAAAGAAUGUUCAUUGUCAGAAGCAUGCGAACUGGAUCAGAUGCGAUACGGAUGUCGAAUUUAUAAUGCCCAAUGUAGCUGCGGUUAUGGUUGUAAGGCCGAGUAUAGAUACGACACUAACGAAGAUUGUAAAUUAGCAUUGAGAGGUAGACUCAAUGAUAUAUGCUAUAGAUCUAAUCCCUGUUUGUACGGUGGCUCUUGUUCGCAAAUUUCACCCAAUCCAGGAUUCAAAUGUCGAUGCGAGGGUACAGGAUAUUAUGGUACACGCUGUGAAAAACCUUGUCCAGCACCCAACAAUCUACGUUAUCGUGGACCAUUUCCUUACGAGUGUGUUGUUAUCUGAUAUCGAAAAUAUUCCUUUCCGUACCCACACACCCCCACCGUUCUCUUCCGUUGAAACUUACGAAUCUGAAAUAUUUUUACGUUAAGUACAAAAAGCUAGCACAUAUAUACAUAUUUUCGGAUACACAUCUUUGUACAUACAUAAUAAACAUGCGAUAACAAUAUUAUAUUCGUUUGAUUAUAUUUCUUUACAUUUGUUUUUUUUUUCUUUUCUUUUUUUUUCUCUUUUUUUUUCUUUUUUUUAGAGAGAGAGAAUACAAUUCAAUCGAUUAUCAAUGACAAAUAAACUAACUUCCCUCGCUCGAAUUUCUUUUCCUCGAAUGUCUGAUCCUUCAGCAAAUUGAUAAGUGUUUACUGAGAGAUAUCUAUAGUAAGAGAAGAAUAGACUUGAUACUUUUAUCAUUUAUUCAUCAAUAAUUUUACAAUAUGUAUGCACACACGAUGUGUUCAAUCUAUGAAUUUCACAGAACAAGCGUUUACGUCAUUUCUUGCUUGUUCCUAAUCUCAUUUUCUUUUUUCUUUCUUUUUUCUUUUUUUUACUCUUUUACGUUAUUACGUUUUAUUUUCAUCACCUAUUGCUAUUAUAUUGCCACGUAUACCUCGUUUACUGUUUUCGAAUGACGAAAAAAAAAUAUAUAAAAAAAAAAAUGAAAACAAAAAAGAAAAGACAAAUG